Cryptococcus wingfieldii CBS 7118 is the source of this 1320-nucleotide messenger RNA. RefSeq lists its product as hypothetical. Gene Ontology annotation, molecular function: crossover junction DNA endonuclease activity; 5'-flap endonuclease activity. Bases 1 to 1320 code for a protein of 439 amino acids. Gene Ontology annotation, cellular component: Slx1-Slx4 complex. The transcript has 6 exons. The record is from RefSeq and is a predicted model, not a curated record. NCBI's taxonomy places the organism in Eukaryota, Fungi, Basidiomycota, Tremellomycetes, Tremellales, Cryptococcaceae. Gene Ontology annotation, biological process: double-strand break repair via homologous recombination.
AUGUCGACUGACGAGGAAACACCACCUUCAUCAUCUCUGGCAAAGAAGACGACUUCGACCCUUCUCGAUGGCAACCACACUUUCCCCGCAUUAUACGUCUGUUAUCUUCUCAGAUCCAAAGCAUCUCCCCAGUCGAAUCGUACCUAUGUCGGCUCCACUCCCGAUCCACCCAGGCGCAUCCGGCAGCAUAAUGGCGAAUUGAAGCAAGGCGCCUGGGCUACGUCCAAAUUCAGACCAUGGGAAAUGCAAAUGAUUGUAUAUGGGCAAUUUGAAUGGGCGUGGCAAAAGCCAGAGCUAUCGCGUCAUUUGCGUCUUCAAAGUGCAGAAUCAAGGAAAGAGACAGUGCCCAUAUUUUCAAAGGACACCAAACGGAACUGGGUUGAGAGAAAGAUAUGUGUGGCGUAUGCCCUUUUGGCUCUUCCCCCCUUCUCCCGACUGCCUCUGCAUAUCCGAUUCUUCGUCACUGAAGCCAAGGACAUGUAUGAGUCCAUCCAUCAUACUGUUCUCGCUCAUGAACCACUUCCCAAAACUCGCAAGAAACCUGUGAAUCCUCUACAUCUCAUUCCCCAGGCUGUGAACCCUUCUGUGACGACCAUGUUGGAUCUGGGCGGCGUUUCGGGUGCAACAGGGAAGAGGAGGGAAAGUACGCGGGGUGUGCAGAGCAGAGAUGGGCCGAUCGAUGUGAAGGACACAGAGUUUCGGCAAGGUCGGCGGGUGUGGGGGAAAUGGGAAGAGGUUAGAGAGCGGAUCGCUCUAGAUGAAGAUGUGGCAAGGUGUUGUCGUUGUGAAAAGAUGGUCGAUUGUCACGACCAAUUGUCCUUUGCGCUUUGCCCUAGUGACCGUUUGGAACCUUGUCUCUGUAUCACACACCUGCAGUGUCUUGCGGAGCACCUGCUUCAAGAUUCGCCCUCUCGGAGCAGUCUCUUACCACACCGGGGCUCAUGCCCUUGUUGUCUAGAAGAGAUCGAGUGGGGCGAAGUCAUCCGAGCGUGCUAUGGCCGGAGAGAUGGCAUCGAGCGAGAGAUGCAAAAGCAAAAGCCGAAAGCACACAAUGAGCGGAAUAACAAACCCAAAGCGGACAGCGAGUCGGAGACAGAUACGACAAAUUCACUGGGGACAGGGUCGGGUCUUGAUUCGACACCCAGUCUCAACCGACGCCAAGGACAGCGAGUGCAGAGGAAAAAGGUAGUACGGAAGGCGCCACCUCCGAGGGGGAAAUCUGCCAAGUCAGCCAUAUCGCAAGUGACGUGCUCAAGUGAGGAAUCUAGUGGUGAAGCCGAGUGGGAGGGGUUUGAACGAGAGAUGAUGGCUCUCAAUUAG